AUGCUUAGAUACAAUCUGCAAAUACUUGGUUUAAACGAAGUGUUCGAUCUGACGCUCGUCGCUGCUCGAUGUCCGAAUCCGAAGCAACCAAUACGCCUCAAGAUUGCGGUUGCGCGACCAGCCGGUGCUUCUGGUAGGGCUGGAAGAAAGUUUGACGUCACUAAACUGCCGGAUCCAGAAAUUAUUAUAGAAGAUUUGGAUUUAUAUGCCGAUGCUCUAUGGGUGUGA
This is a messenger RNA of Pieris macdunnoughi, 228 nucleotides long. Lineage: Eukaryota; Metazoa; Arthropoda; Insecta; Lepidoptera; Pieridae. The record is from the annotation of a GenBank genome assembly.